Molecule: messenger RNA, 594 nt
Organism: Macrobrachium nipponense
Lineage: Eukaryota; Metazoa; Arthropoda; Malacostraca; Decapoda; Palaemonidae
Exons: 1
Coding region: 1-594 (197 amino acids)
Source: RefSeq, a predicted model, not a curated record
AUGAUUUCCAGCCAUUACGAUGAUAGAAUGCUUAUAUUUGCAACUCAGAAUAAUUUGAGUCUACUUGAGAAGAGUGCAAAUUUACAAGUGGACGGAACAUUUAAAACUGUGCCUCAGUUAUUUGAACAAUUAUAUGCUGUACAUGCUGUGAAGAAUAAUUACACCAUUCCUGUGGUCUACGCCUUACUUCCAGAUAAAAGGGCUGAAACUUAUAGAAGAUUAUUUGCUCAAAUUAAGUCUAUGGUUCCAAAUUUACAAGUUUCAACCAUAACUUCAGACAUUGAACUUGCAGCUAUAACUGCCGUUAAAGAAGAAUUCAACACAGCUUCUCAUUAUGGAUGCCUUUUCCACUUAGGCCAGUGCUUGUAUCGAAAGAUAUGUGAUUGUGGUCUGAAAGUGAGAUACGAUACAGAUUCCGAAUUUGCUUUAAAAAUUCGAAUGCUGUUAGCCCUAGCCUUUGUCCCCGUUGACAAAGUUACUGAAUCAUUUGAAGCUUUACUAGAUUCAGAUAUAUAUCCUCAAGAUGUAAAUCCUAUUUUAGAUUAUUUGAAGAUUCGUGGAUUGGUCGUCCUUCAAGACAGUCAUCGACGUUAG